Molecule: messenger RNA, 1562 nt
Organism: Syzygium oleosum
Lineage: Eukaryota; Viridiplantae; Streptophyta; Magnoliopsida; Myrtales; Myrtaceae
Product: heme-binding-like protein At3g10130, chloroplastic
Exons: 8
Coding region: 249-1118 (289 amino acids)
Source: RefSeq, a predicted model, not a curated record
AACGUCAUGUUCUUUAAAGACAGUCGAGAAAUUUCGGGCCAAAGAAAAGAAAUUAUACAGUGAUUUCUGGAAAUAAAAAAAAAAGAUAUUUUUUUCACAGAUAAUACACGCGCGAAGGGGAUUCCCGGAAGAACAGCCUUUAACGACCACUCGAACUCAGUGUAACAGAAAUUCAAAUACUGUCCGUCACUCCCGAAAUCCGAAACCUGAAAUUUAGUUCCCCCGAUCGGAACCCGCUGAUACCCAUCAUGUCUCUGCGCGAUCCUUCGUCGUGGAUCGGCCCGUCCCUCUCGAGAGCUCUCGUACCGACCUCGCCAUCUCCCAAGAGAUCGAGGAGCGCCGGCUGCGCCGUCGUCAGGUCCAUGGCCGCCGACAGAGCCGCCGCCUCCGCCGCCGUUUCUGCUUCGCCGAGGCGGCCCAUCUCCGCCUUCGAGGCCCGGGUGACGCUCGUGUUCGCUCUCGCUUCUCAGGCCUCUUCCGUCUCCCAGCGACUUCUGGUGGAUUUGGCGACUGAAACCGCGAAAUACGUGUUCCCGAAGAGGUUCGAGAGCCGCAAUUUGGAGGAGGCUUUAAUGGCAGUUCCAGAUCUUGAGACCGUGAAGUUCAAAGUUUUGAGCAGGAGAGACCAAUAUGAAAUAAGAGAAGUGGAGUCUUACUACAUAGCGGAAACGACAAUGCCUGGAAAGACUGGAUUUGACUUCAAUGGGGCUUCUCAAUCCUUCAAUGUCUUAGCCGAGUACCUCUUCGGUAAGAACACAACAAAGGAGCAAAUGGAGAUGACUACUCCUGUUUAUACACGCAAGAGUCCAUCUGAUGGAGAGAAAAUGGAAAUGACGACACCUGUAAUAACAAAGAAGGUGGAAAAUGAAGGGAAGUGGCAGAUGUCCUUUGUUAUGCCCUCAAAGUAUGGUGCGAAUAUACCAUCACCUAGAGAUCCAUCAGUAAGGAUUAAAGAGGUUCCACAGAAAAUUGUUGCUGUUGUCGCCUUUUCAGGUUUUGUUACUGAUGAAGAAGUUAAACAGCGGGAGUUAAAACUUAGAGAUGCUUUGAAAAGCGAUGGAGAGUUCAGAAUAAAAGAAGUACAAUCCACCUUUUACACUGCCUUUUACACGUCGUAAUGAGGUUUCCUUGGAGGUGGAAAGGAAGGAACAGUAGCUCCUCUCUGGAAAUUUUAGAACUUGGAGGAAUGGUGUAUAAAUAACAUCUUAUCCUUUGUAAAGUAGAAACUACCUGUGUAUACAUAGAAAGGUUCUUAUUCUUUUAUCUUUUGUUCUACGAUUGCAGCACAAUCCACCUUUUGCGCUACCUUCUACACAUUGUAAUAAGGUUGCCCCAGGGGUGGAAAGGAACAGUAGCUCCUCUCUGGAAAUCCUAGAACUUGGAGGAAUGGUGUAUAAAUAACCUCAUAUCCUUUGUGAAGUAGAAACUACGUGUGUAUAUACGUAGAGGUGAACGUGGGUACUUUGAGCCAGAUAUAUUUUGUAAACCAGAGGACUAUAUGGAACUGGGAGUUCUGAAUGUCCUGAAAGAUUUCAUGUCAAUGAAAACUCUUUCAUAGCUAA